AUGGAAGCUGUUUUCCUAGGAGCAUCAAAAGGUAUAGGCUACUUUACCGUCCUAAACCUCUUACAGAACAACCAAAAUUGGAAAACUACUUUGUUACUUCGUAAGCCUGAUGUAUUCGAUAAAAACCACCUGAUUAAACCGUUCAUCGAGAAUGGUCGAUUGAGGAUCGUUCAAGGUGAUGCGACCAACGAAGAUGAUUUGAAGAAGUUGUUUGAAGGGAAGAAAGUGGAUUUGGUAAUGAGUAGUAUAGGCGCUGCUCCUCAAUUCGGUUUAUCAGGAAUCAAAAUUGACCAACCUGACCUAUGUACACGAGGAUCUAUCGCCCUCUUACACGUGCUGGAGAACCUGCCUCAGGAUGUACCUCCCCGAGUGAUCGUAUGCAGUUCGAUGGGUAUAGGUGAAGCUCAUAAGGAUAUGCCUCUGGCAAUGAGGUUACUUUAUUCAUGGUUACUUGAUAAACCUCAUCAAGAUAAGAAAUCACUCGAAUACCUAUUCCAUCGAUCAGCCACCAACUUCCCUAAGAUGACCUCCCCACACGAUAUCCCACCGGAGAGUCUAUUAUCAAAACAGGCUAUUGAAAGUACAAAGGCCAAUUUUCUUCCCGAGGUGAUCAUCGUCCGACCAGCGUUCAUGCCUACGGAAGAACCGUUCGAUGCCGUUCCAGGACCGAAAAAUAAAGUAGGAGUGGAAGAAGGUCUGAGUUGUUAUACGAUCAAGAGGAGUGAUUGGGUGAAUAAAUGUCCAGUAGUGGGAUAUAUAUGA
Messenger RNA from Kwoniella botswanensis, 762 nucleotides. RefSeq lists its product as uncharacterized. Bases 1 to 762 code for a protein of 253 amino acids. NCBI's taxonomy places the organism in Eukaryota, Fungi, Basidiomycota, Tremellomycetes, Tremellales, Cryptococcaceae. The record is from RefSeq and is a predicted model, not a curated record. The transcript has 4 exons.